AUGAGGGAAUCAUGCAAAAAAGACCUUUCGGCUGGAGAAAGCAUUAGGAAGACAAGACGAAUUUCGGUGAUGAGGAGUGCAUCUGGCAACGAAACUUUCGGUGUUAUAUGCCGUACUUUGUAUGGGGACUUCAUUCAAUUCUCAACAAAACAAAUUGUAGUGAUGUCCACCUUGUUUCGGUCGCUGAGUAUGAGCUCUUCUGCGGGGGACAGCAAUCUUUUUACGGGUAAUUCCGCGCUCAAAAAUGAUUCUGUGGUAGCUGGCAAGCCGGAAUGGGCACAAAAUUCCCGGAGAAGGGUGAUUCCUAGCCAUUUGGCUCCGAAAAAGAAAACCGGUUUUCAUUUAUCUUCGUCCGUAUCCACGAGAAAGAGUGGCGGAGACAAAAAGGACGUCUUUCAAGCCGAAAACGGUGGCGAAUUUAAUCUUUUAUCGUUCGGAACCAACCAAAAACGUCUUGGAACUGGUUCUUUUGACCGUGUAAAUGCCAAUUCCAGCUUUUUCGAUACCAGUUUUGCUGGAGAUUUAACCAGGUUUGACGACGCUGUCAAUAGUUCCAAAACACAAGACGAUUUUCUGGUAUAUACCAACGACGAGGACAUGCCUCCAUCGAGAUCGAUUUAUGACUUAAAUGACGAGGUUUUGAUAUCGCUCAAAUCGCUGCAAAACAACAACGAAGACAAGACUUCAGACGCAAACGAUCCUAAGAAUUUCCGUAAUAUUUUUGUCCGUGAUGCUCCAAAAGCCAGUCCAUCGGAAGACUCCAAUGAUCAAGCAAAGCAAUUAAGCAACGGAGAACUGGCCAUUUUGGUGUUCGGAUACCCUGAAACCAUGGCUAAUCAAGUAAUUGCAUACUUCCAGGAAUUCGGAACCAUUUUGGAAGACUUUGAGGUGCUUCGUAAACCUCAGGCAAUGACUGUAGGGCUUCAAGACAAGCAAUUUGUACCUAUUUUUAGCGGCAAUUCUUGGACAAAAAUCACCUACGACAACCCUGCGUCGGCGGUAGAUGCACUUUUGGAGAACGGCGCAGUGUUCAACGGUGUUUUAUUGGGUGUUAUUCCAUACACGAAAGAUGCUGUGGAGAGAUUGCAAAAGCGAAAAUUGACAUCUUCUGAGGAUAUAGGCAGUGGAAUUACGACUGCUGCCGCGGAAACCAAGCAUAAAGACCAAGGUACGAUUGAGAAUGACAUACCCUCGCAGUACAUGGCAAAGCUAGACAUAAAAGACGGAUCUAACCUUUUCAUCUCCACGAAUACUACUAGUGGAACCAAGGUGGAUCCAAAGAAAGAGCAGAAAAAGGGGGUGGUUGGAACCGUGUUACGAUACUUUUUCGGAUUCAAUGAGUUGUAA
Molecule: messenger RNA, 1347 nt
Organism: Meyerozyma guilliermondii ATCC 6260
Lineage: Eukaryota; Fungi; Ascomycota; Pichiomycetes; Serinales; Debaryomycetaceae
Product: FG-nucleoporin
Exons: 1
Coding region: 1-1347 (448 amino acids)
Biological process (GO): NLS-bearing protein import into nucleus; regulation of DNA-templated transcription; nuclear pore organization
Cellular component (GO): nuclear pore nuclear basket; nuclear membrane; nuclear pore central transport channel
Molecular function (GO): structural constituent of nuclear pore; phospholipid binding; single-stranded DNA binding
Source: RefSeq, a predicted model, not a curated record